CCAUAAGGACGGGCUACAGCUGGCGCUGAACUUGUGGCAGCAGCGGAAGACACGGGGUGUUUGCGCGGAAAGAAAGAAGAACAUCAGCAACAAUGGAUCGGAUAAGGUCUGCGUUUAACAGCAUGAUUAAAAGUGAGCGGUACAGCAGGUUCACUCUGCAGCCGGCAGAAGACGGAGAAAGACACGUGGAGGUCAAACUGUCCGAUGAUGCCACAGAGGCCGAGGACGGGCAGGCGGGAGGCUCCCCGAGCUUCAGACCGGCACCACCCCAUCAAAGCCGACGCACCCUUUACUUCCUGAUCUUAGGAACUCUUCUGAUUUUUAUCACUGGCUACCUGGUCGGCUUCAUCAGUCACCGUAAACCUUAUGCAGCGACUGCGAGCUGUGACACACAGCUGGCAACAGAAAAUCUGACCAGAAAGACGCCGACUGCUGUCGCACCGACUGCUGUCGCACCGACUGCUGUCACUCCGGCUGUUAUUCCAGUAGCUCCAGCAGCUCAGAUGGACUGGGCGGACGUCGCCGAACUCCUCACGCAGAAACUCACAAGCCAGGCCUUCGACAAAACUCUGAGUGAGUUCGAUAAGCCGAAGCGUUCAGCAGGGAGCGAGGAAGAUAUGAGUCAAGGCAACCGCAUCUUCGCAGAUUUCAAGAAGCUGGAGAUGGAUCCAUGGACGGACAUCCACUACAUUCAACUGCAAAAGCCUGACAGCACUCGUCCAAACCGGGUCACCUUUGGUUCCGAUGUGUUUGAGCCAGCAGGAUAUCUGGCAUACAGUGCUACUGGGAAUGUUCAGGGGAAGCUGGUGUACGGCAACUACGGCCUUCAGAAGGAUCUUGAUUUCCUGCAGAAGCAGAACAUCGAGCUGAAAGGCAGCGUGGUGCUGCUGCGGGCGGGCAAAAUCAGUUUUGCAGAGCAGGUGGAUAACGCUGCUAAAAACGGAGCUUCUGCUGUUCUAAUCUACCCUGACAUUCAAGAUUUCAACUAUGUCGCAGAAACGGCACUCUAUGGACAUGUCCAUCUGGGUUCAGGAGACCCUUACACCCCUGGAUUUCCCUCCUUCAACCAGACACUGUUCCCUCCCACUCAGUCGUCCGGCCUUCCCAAAAUCCCGGCUCAGACUAUCACUGCAGGCAUGGCUUCAACUAUUCUACAGAGAAUCGGCGGACCUGUGGCAGAUGCAGGUUUUAAAGGAGGCUUUGAUGGGCUGACGUACAAACUAGGAGGCAGCGAGAACAUCACCGUCGAGGUGAACAACGUGCUCGUCAACACGGAGAUCCACAACGUGUUUGGAGUCAUCAAAGGAUUCACUGAUCCUGAUCGCUUCGUGGUUCUGGGAGCUCAGAGAGACGCCUGGGGUCGAGGUUACGCCAGAGCUGCAGUCGGCACCUCAGUGCUGCUGGAGCUGGCCAAGGCUGUUCACGAGAUGGUGGAGAAAGAUGGCUUCAGGCCUAGAAGGAGUCUGGUGUUUGCAAGCUGGAGUGCCGGGGAGUAUGGAAGUGUUGGCGCCACCGAGUGGUUGGAGGGCUACAUGUCCUCUAUUGACAAAAGCGUCUUGACCUACAUAAACCUGGAUGGAGUGGUCAUGGGUCGCGGGAGCUUUAUAGCUUCAGCAAGUCCGCUGCUCUACAGCCUGUUGGAGAGCACCAUGAAGCAGGUGAAGAGUCCUCUUGGUCCUAGCUCUGUGUUCGAUCUGGUGGGAAAAACUGCCUGGCAGGCUAAUGCACUGAGGCCGAUGUCAGCGGACGACUCUGCUUAUCCCUUCCUGGCUUUCUCUGGAAUCCCCUCCGUCUCCUUCCACUUCAUCUCCCCCAACACUGAGACCUACAUGUACUACGGCACCAACCUGGACAACCUAGACCACCUCAACUACCAGACCAGCCAUCGCACCGGUGAGAUGGCAGCUUCAGCGGCGCAGUUUGCCGGUCGGAUGGCGCUGAGACUCGUCCACGACCACCUGCUCAGACUGGACGUGAGCCAGUACAGCAAUGUCGUCACAAUGGCUGUGAAGCGGGUCGACAAUCGCAUCAACCAGCUCAAAAUGUCUGGUCAGCUGAAGGAAGUGAGUCCCUCCUGGUUGAGCGACGCCCGCGGCUCCUUCAAGCGAGCAGCUGAUGGCAUCAGUAACUCAAUCCAAAACACAGACUUAAGCGACAAGGAGGCCUGCCGGAUCCUCAACGAUAGGAUCAUGAGGGUUGAGCACACUCUCCUCUCUCCGUACGUGUCCCCCAUCGACGCCCCCUUCCGUCACAUCCUGCUGGGUCGGGGCUCCCACACUCUGGCGUCCAUCGCAGAGACCGACGACAUGGAGCAGCUGCACACCGAGCUGGCUCUGGCUACCUGGAGCCUGCAGGGAUGUGCCAACGCCAUGAUGGGAGACAUCUGGGACAUCGAUAACAGAAUCUAAAUGAAAAGGGACCGGGGAGUUAGGAGAGAGGGCGUUUUUAAAAGUGAAGUUAGAGGUGAGGUGUAGGGCAAGAAGGAGCUCCAAUGUUAGCACUUAAGCACAAGCUGUCAAUCAGAGGUCUAAGCCAUGCGCUUAAAAAAAACAACGGGCUUAUGAUGAGAUUAUUGGGGUCUUAAACUUGAAGAAAUCUAACGCUACUGACAAAGAAAUCAGGGGAUUUUAAGCCUCUGUUUUGACCUCUCGCCAGAAGAUCACUGAGAAACCUUAUUUAUACUUCAGUUUUUUAUCAGUGGCAGUGUCCACUAUAAAAAGUAUUGUUUUGUCUUUUUAUACGACGUUAUCGGAAGCAGUGCCUUCCAUAAUUAUGACGGUUAUACUGUCUCAUCCUACGGCAGCAUCUGCUAAAGAAAUGACUCCUCAACUGUUGCUGACAAAAGAAGCCCCUGAUGAAGUUACAUAUUUAUUUGUCACAGCCUUCAUUUCUUCCUUUCUAUGUGCAAGAUUGAUUCCAGGUGAAAAUAAUGAUUUAUCUACACGUACAAUAAGUAUGGAGAGAUGUCGGAGUUUAAUGGUCCUAAACAAAAUAAAUAUGAUUUAAAUGUUUCGAGCAGCCCCUAAAAGGGAUUAGCUGGGUAUCUCUGUCUUCAAUACGGUUAUGCAUCAAAAGGAAGAAAUGAAGAGUUGAAAAUAGUUUUUUUUUAUGAUCUAGUUUCAGUAAAGAUUUAAAUGUGUAAAAAAAAAAAAAUACACUAAAACUGAUCGCUUGCCUAAAUUCCUAAAUGGACCUUAAAAAAUAAUAUAUUUAAAGACCACAAAAGCCAGAGAUAAUUCACACAAGUUGUCUGGCUGGAUUUAUUCUGCGUUUAAUGGCUGGAUUAAUUUAAAAAAAAAUGCUGGAAUGCUGCUCAUCCAGAAACAAACAAAGCAUUGAUGAACCAUUUUUUAAACACACAAACUGAGGUAUUUGAAUCUAUCAUUUACAGAAAAGCCAUUGUUUUUGCACAGUCUACUUUGGAGCAGUUAUCCUAAUACGAUGAAGUUAUCGGGAGCAGUGCCUUCCAUAAUUUAAAAACCCAUUAUCGGGAGCAGUGCCUUCCAUAAUGACAAGCAGUGAUGGUAGUUUUUGCCUACCAGUGCAUGAGUGUGUGUAUGUGUGUGUGUGUGUGUGUGUAUUUAUCGGGAGCAGUGUCUCUCAUAUUUCACUCGAAGGGUGGAACAACUUAUCGGGGACAGUGUUUCCCAGAGUUUUAUACUUGGUGUAUAUAUUUGUUUUUUCUUGGUCUUUUUUUUUGGGAUUGUGUGCGUGUGAAGGCUCAGUACUGAGUACUAGUCCUGCAGCUCAACUUUCUGUUUCAGAAAUGUGGUACAUGUUUGCUCUGUUAGACUUGUUUCCAAACUUCUCCUUGUGUUUAGGGACUUUAAAAUGUACAACAGAUGCUUUACCUACAUAUCCACUCUUCAGAACAAGCCGUCUUUGCAUGUGUUUCACCUACGAAUUUACUCUUCACUGCAUGGUACCGUGUUGCUUUGGGAAGGUGCACAGAAAAAGACUUCAACAAAUGUGUUUUGUUAUUAAGAUUAAAACACAUUUAAUAGGUUAUUAUGAUUGGCCUAUUUCGUUCACAUAGAGGUUGCUCAGAUUACUAAAAGGCCUCUUAAACAAAAUGAUAGUAAAUGUAACUGAAAUAAAAUUCCUGAUCAUAAGCCAAAAGGCGCUUACUUUACAGUGCAGGAACUAAACAAACCUUGUUGUAAUUUAAAGCAAGUAAACGUUGUGCUCAAAAGACUAACAUCGGUCUGUUCUGGACAAAGAAUCCUGUUACAUCUCUUUUAACAUUUACUCAACGAUGUCACGUUUGACGGUUUGCUUUCUGGUGUUUCUUCACCUCCUCUGUUGCAACAAUCUUUGAUGAAACUGUGUGUUCAGGAAAUAGCUUUACUCUGUAACUGAAAUACUGUACGAGAUGUCGAACUACUGACUUUCAACACACUCCUUGAUAUGAUGUCUGUACUUGGAAAAUUAAGUUCUGUUUCUGUUGUCUCUGAUUUCAGCAGAAAAGAGUAAUACAACCUUAUUGCUUAGCAUUCAGUA
Labrus mixtus (cuckoo wrasse) is the source of this 4500-nucleotide messenger RNA. It is a transcript of the gene tfr1b, whose product is annotated as transferrin receptor 1b. Lineage: Eukaryota; Metazoa; Chordata; Actinopteri; Labriformes; Labridae. Gene Ontology annotation, cellular component: external side of plasma membrane. The record is from RefSeq and is a predicted model, not a curated record. The coding region runs from base 93 to 2408 and encodes 771 amino acids. The transcript is spliced from 19 exons. Gene Ontology annotation, biological process: intracellular iron ion homeostasis; iron ion transport.